AAUGCUCAUUCUGCAUGCUCCCCCCUCCACCGCUAUUCUCGGCAACUUUCCUCUCAUCUCUCCUCCCUACUCCGGCGCCGGCGACAACCGUUUUCCUCCCCACACCGGCACGACGCAGAUAAAUCCGGUGACCUCGAGAAACCACAUCGUACAAAUGCAAAAACCAACCACGAUCAAAUUAAUUUCUUCUUUUCGGGAAUAUGAAAGAAGGCAACGGGCAAGAGGAAUUGCCAUCAUCACCAUACAGGGUAUUACAGCAAAUAUCUGAGGAAGCAGUAAGAGUGGCUGGUGAGGCACUGCAAAAUGUUUACUCUAGUAGUAGUUCAAAAUUUUCCACAACUGGGGUUGGGCAUAGAAGAAGUCGUAGUGAAAUAGUGACUUCUUCUGUUCAAAGAAGUGGCAGUAACUUCACGAAAUGGAAGUCUCAAAUGCAAAAGACUUUGCGAAAUUGGGGUUCUACUUCACAGGAAGACAGCUCGUUUUUAUCCUUCAAUCCUGAGGUUUUGGCUAACCAAAAGAGACAGUGGUAUCAGCUUCAUUCCAAAACCUCGGAUUAUAAGAAAUAUAAGGAGCUCGAUUCGAUUUUUGAGCACUUUGUUAUCGUCGGUCUUCAUCCAGAUGCUAAUCUUGAGGAUGUCGAGGAUGCAUUUGCCAGGAGAAAGAAAUGGGAAGUACAGUUAGAAACAUCUGACAUGGUGGAUUUCAGAAUGCUUUCAAAUUGUGGCCCUUCAGUUCCAUCUCUAGAACCUCAGGUACUCUUUAAAUAUCCUCCUGGAAAGAAGCUCGCUAUGCGUUUGAAGGAUUUGGCAGCAUUUUGCUUUCCUGGAGGUGUAAAGGCACAUGUGAUGGAAAGGACACCGUCAUUUAGUGAAUUAAAUGAACUGGUCUACGGGCAGGAGCAUUUAGGCAGAGAUGAUUCGUCGUUCGUAUUUUCUCUCAAGGUGGCAGACAAUGCUACCCUUUAUGGUGUAUGUUUACAUGUACCAGAAAUUGUUCAGAGACCACCAGCUAUCUAUGUUUCUUCAUCACCCCCUUCCCAGUCAUCAAUUGGUCGCAGUCGGUUUUUGGUUUCUGCACCUCGCUGUUAUUGUCUUUUGACUAGAUUUCCUUUAUUUGAAUUGCACUAUGAGAUGUUGAACAGUGUAAUUGCACAAGAGCGCCUAAAUAGGAUAACACAUUUUGUUAGUGAAAUAAAUCUCACUGAUUUUAUCCCCUCUGCAUCGAAAAUGAAUGAUGCAUCAAAUGCAAGCGUUGAUUCCUCUUAUAGGGAUGAUGAAGCAGAUUGGACAUCUUCUGCAAUACCAGUUGACAGUGCAAUUGCUCUUACUGCUGCUGCAGCUGGGAUAAUCUCAGACGAUGAGGUUCCCUCAUCAUCAUCAAAGUGGGAAGUUUCUUCACCUGUAAGUGUCACUGCCAGUGAGGCAUCAGAUCAUAGUCAAACAAGAGGAUUUGGUAAGGAUGGGGGAAGGAACAUCCUUUACGUUGAUGAUUGUGGCUCUGAAGCUUCAGAAAUUCGAUCUGAUACUACUGAAAGGGUUUAUGGAAUUCAAGACAAUUACCGAACCCCUGAGAGUGGGCCUUUUGUCUUCUCAAAACUCCAUUCAUUGGAGCGCCUUGGAAGCUUUGAAUCCUUAUUUAGUUCAGCAAGAAGUAUGGCAUCCGAGGAGGAAGAUGAUGACUUAUUUUUCAGCAAUGACAAGGAUGCCGGGUGUGAGAUGAUACUGGAGUGGGCUAGAGAGAAUAAGAAUGAUUUGCUGCAAAUAGUUUGUAGUUAUCAUUCCUUGUCUCUUCCACCACGAGGAAGUAAGAUCACUUUUCAGCCACUCGAACAUCUGCAGGCUAUUCAAUACGAGAGAAUUUCAGUUUGUGAACUCGGAAUUUGUGAGAAACAUCUGGGUACAAGUAUGAAUAAUCCAGAUGAUAUUGCAAAGGUAAAUUUCCAUUUAGCCGCUGCUGAGGAAGCUGUUGGACUAUCUAUAUGGACAGCCGCAACAAUAUGUCGUUCACUUUCAAUUGAGACUAUAUUGGCCUUAAUCACUGGUGUGCUUCUCGAAAAACAAGUGGUUAUUGUGUGCCCCAAUUUGGGUGUUCUAUCUGCUGUGGUGCUGUCUCUGAUUCCCAUUAUUCGCCCAUUUCAAUGGCAGAGUUUAUUCUUACCUAUUUUGCCUGGGAAGAUGCUGGAUUUUCUUGAUGCUCCCGUACCUUUCAUUGUUGGGCUGCAGCACAAACCAACUGAUUUGAAGAUGAGAAGUGCUAAUCUUGUCCGUGUUAAUGUAACCAAAGAUCAGAUAAAAUCUUGUUACUUGCCUCUACUUCCUAGACGUAAGCAGCUUCUAUCAGAACUGCGGCCAAUCCAUGCCAGAUUGUCACGUGAAGAAUCUGUUGCUCAACGGCGCCCUAUAUACAGAUGCAAUGAAGUACAGGCUGAAGCUGCAACACAAUUCUUGACUGUUAUGCGGCGCUAUUUGGAGUCUCUUUGUUCAGAUUUGAGGUCUCAUACAAUAACUAGUGUACAGUCAAACAGUGACCGGGUUUCAAUACUGUUAAAAGAUAGCUUUAUUGAUUCUUUUCCUGGUAGAGAUCAACCUUUUGUGAAGCAUUUUGUGGAUACACAACUUUUCACUGUUUUGUCAGAUGCUCGUCUUUCAAGCUAUGAGAACGAGUAGUACAUUUUGAAGAAAAGACGUGCUUGAACUAUUAGUAAUUUCAGACAAGAAUUGCAAGAGGAGAUGGGCACAGUACUGGACUAACU
Molecule: messenger RNA, 2752 nt
Organism: Solanum verrucosum
Lineage: Eukaryota; Viridiplantae; Streptophyta; Magnoliopsida; Solanales; Solanaceae
Exons: 19
Coding region: 201-2666 (821 amino acids)
Source: RefSeq, a predicted model, not a curated record